Molecule: messenger RNA, 1026 nt
Organism: Exserohilum turcica Et28A
Lineage: Eukaryota; Fungi; Ascomycota; Dothideomycetes; Pleosporales; Pleosporaceae
Exons: 4
Coding region: 1-984 (327 amino acids)
Biological process (GO): carbohydrate metabolic process
Molecular function (GO): hydrolase activity, acting on carbon-nitrogen (but not peptide) bonds
Source: RefSeq, a predicted model, not a curated record
AUGGGUAAAAAGAGAGUGCUUGUUAGCUAUGGCGUUGAUAUUGAUGCUGUCGCUGGUUGGCUUGGAUCAUACGGUGGAGAAGACUCGACGAGCGAUAUAAGCAGAGGUCUCUGGGCUGGCACCAUAGGCACCCAGCGUCUGCUCAAGCUCUUUGACAAGUACAACAUCAAAGCAACAUGGUUCAUUCCCGGCCACUCGCUCGAUACCUUCCCAGAAGACUGCGCCGCCGUUCGAGAUGCAGGCCAUGAGAUUGGCCUCCAUGGAUACUCGCACGAGAACCCCGCCGACAUGACGUUUGAGCAGCAGCGUGAUGUCCUCGACAAAACCUACAAGCAACUGACUGCUUUCUGCAACGGCAAGCCCCCACGCGGCUCAGUAGCUCCCUGGUGGGAGACUUCUGCAGAAGGCACCGAGCUCUUGCUUUCCUACGGCAUCGAGUACGACCAUUCCAUGUCACACGAAGACCACCGCUGCUACUGGCUGCGCACCGGCGACCAGUGGACCAAGAUUGACUACACCAAAAAGGCCGAGGAGUGGAUGAAACCACUCAUCAAAGGAAAGGAGACUGGCCUCGUCGAGAUACCCGGUAGUUGGUACAUUGACGAUCUGCCGCCCAUGAUGUUCAUGAAGAAGAGUGCAAACAGCCAUGGCUGGGUCAAUCCGCGAGAUGUCGAGCAGAUCUGGAUGGACCAUUUCGACUACUUCUACCGAGAGUACGACGAAUUUGUCUUUCCCAUGACAAUUCAUCCCGAUGUGUCAGGCAGGCCGCAUGUUGUACUGAUGCACGAGAGAAUCAUCGAGCACAUCAACAAACACGAGGGCGUCGAGUGGGUGACAAUGGAACAGAUGGCGGAUGAUUUCAAAAAGAACAACAAAGUGCCCGAGGGCGCAAUGAUGCCCGCGCCCCGAGGAGAGAUUUUGAAGCUGCAAAAGGAGGGCAAGGCGUAUUCUCUUGUCGACUAUGAUGGGCCUAUGCCACAAUAGCGUGCAAACAGUAUCACAGGCUACUCAACGCAUCAACUCUCG